CCAUGAUCUAGCGGUUAUGAUGUUGGACUCUGAAUCCAAAUGCCCGAGUUCAAUUCUCGGUGGGACCUCAUCAGUCCCCCAGGCACCCGAUCAUGUCGAGUAGCAUCGGCAUACCCAACCGCGUUCAUUCUUUUGUUCACUAGCUUCUCUGAAAGUAGUAAUACCUCCUCCCUUUUUGUUCCUGAAAGACCAGCUAGUGCAGUGGCGCCCUUUUCUUCCUUUCAAUCUCAAUUGCUGCUUCCUCACUCGUCUCACUGAAUGCUUCUGAUUCCAGGGAUCCUAGCAAGGCCACAGCUAAUUGAGAGGCGAUCAAUGCCACCUGUUCUGCUGGCCUGUGCUUUGUAGCUGACAGUGAAGUGUCAGCUUUUCUUAGUUCAGUUGAAUGAGGGGGGCAGCUACGAGUCUGCUAUCUCUGAAACGGCUGCUCUCACAAUGGCGGAGGUGCGGCCACUGGUCAAUGUUGUGCGGCUGAGGGGGUACUCAAUUUUCAGGAUGCUGCAGCUGGAAGAAGCGCUGCUGCGCACAGAUGACCGGAACUGGCUGUUGCUCAAUGAGGGAACCGAGAAGCCAGCGAUUGUGAUGGGAAUCUCAGGGAAGCCCCCCACUCUGCUGAACAUCCCCCUGGUCCGGAAGGUCGGUAUCCCCGUCAUCAAGCGCUUCACCGGCGGGGGCACUGUGGUGGUGGACAAGGACACCCUCUUUGCAACACUGCUCAUGAAGCAGGAUGACAUGCCGGAUGUCCGCCCGUACCCCCGGGACAUCAUGGCUUUCAUGGAGGCCUUCUACCAGCAUGUGUUUGCGAAGCCUGGCGCAGAGGCGUUUCGAUUGAGGGAGAAUGACUUCGUUUUUGGGAACCGGAAGUUUGGGGGCAACGCUCAGUCCAUCACCAAGCUGCGGUGGCUCCACCACACGUCGUUCCUGUGGGACUACCAGGACCAAAACAUGGACCUGUUACGACAUCCGGAUCGGGCACCAGACUACCGAAAGGGUCGAGCACAUGGCGACUUUCUCUGCAAGUUGAGGGAGCAUUUCGAGACCAAGGGGAAGUUCGACGGUUAUGCCACCUUGCGGUAG
Molecule: messenger RNA, 1074 nt
Organism: Klebsormidium nitens
Lineage: Eukaryota; Viridiplantae; Streptophyta; Klebsormidiophyceae; Klebsormidiales; Klebsormidiaceae
Source: the annotation of a GenBank genome assembly